Messenger RNA from Drosophila mauritiana, 395 nucleotides. RefSeq lists its product as uncharacterized. The coding region runs from base 59 to 265 and encodes 68 amino acids. The record is from RefSeq and is a predicted model, not a curated record. NCBI's taxonomy places the organism in Eukaryota, Metazoa, Arthropoda, Insecta, Diptera, Drosophilidae. The transcript has a single exon.
AUCGAUAGCGAUAUCAACCGAUAGCAGUAAUUCCAAUCCAAUUGCAUUUAAUUUAAAUAUGAAAGAAAAUAAGAAAAAGUCGCGCAAAACGGCCAAUAAGGCCAAGGAAACGUCAGAGGACCAGAAAAAGAAGAUCAUUGAACUGCUGCACGAGUACAACGAUCUAAAAGAUGCCACACAUCGCGUCCUGGAAGCCUUGGCCAACCUUAAAUGCGUACCUGUCGGAUCGGUUUAUGCUACCUACAACCUGCCCCACGACGAAUAAAGUUUGAGCUUUUUAGACUGUUAUAUUUAUGUACUUGUUGUAAACAACUUGUAAUACAACGGAGUGCAUGUAAAUGCCUUCUGGCUUGGCAGUUCCAUGAGACUUCUGCUAAUAAAUCCACCUAAAACUA